Beauveria bassiana ARSEF 2860 is the source of this 876-nucleotide messenger RNA. Its product is annotated as Intradiol ring-cleavage dioxygenase, core. The record is from RefSeq and is a predicted model, not a curated record. Lineage: Eukaryota; Fungi; Ascomycota; Sordariomycetes; Hypocreales; Cordycipitaceae. The coding region runs from base 1 to 876 and encodes 291 amino acids. Gene Ontology annotation, biological process: catechol-containing compound metabolic process. Gene Ontology annotation, molecular function: ferric iron binding; catechol 1,2-dioxygenase activity. The transcript has 4 exons.
AUGAGCUCCGAGCAAGAAAGCAAGCCGCUUGGCCAAGAAUUCACAAAGUCCGUCAUUGACGCCACGGGUCCCAACGCGGAUCCACGAAUGCGCGUCGUCAUGUCGGCUUUUAUUCAGCACUUUCACGACUUUGCGCGCGAAGUCAACCUUACCAUGGAUGAGUGGCUGGCUGGUAUCGACAUGAUCAACUGGGCGGGCCAGAUGAGCAACGACCGACGCAAUGAGGGCCAGCUACUGUGUGACGUACUCGGCUUCGAAUCUCUCAUCGAUGAUAUUACCGUUCGUGCAGCCACCAAAGCUGGAAAGCCUGCCACCUCCAGCGCCAUCCUCGGACCCUUUUGGCGAGCCGAUGCACCGAUUCGCGAAAAUGGCAGCACAAUCACGUUUGACACGCCGAGCGAUGGAGAAGUCACUUUUAUGCACGGCCAAAUCACCGACGCUGACACUGGCAAGCCCCUCGCCAAUGCCAAGGUUGAUGUCUGGCAGGCCUCCACCAACGGUCUUUACGAGCAGCAGGAUGAGAAGCAAGUCGAUCACAACCUCCGAGGCGUCUUCAUCACAGACGCAGAGGGGAAAUAUUCCUUUUACUGCCUGCGCCCAACACCAUAUCCAGUACCUAUGGACGGCCCUGCCGGCAACCUUUUGAAGCUUCUCGAUCGACACCAGUACAGGCCCGCGCACAUUCAUCUCAUUGUAACCGUAGAUGGAUAUAAACCUUUGACGACGCAGAUUUUCGACAGCAAGUCUGAAUACCUCACAAACGACAGCGUCUUUGCUGUCAAGGAUGGAUUGACGGUGGACUUUGUGCCGCGAAAGGACGACCCUGAGGCGGUGUGGGAUCUCGAGUACAAUGUAAAGCUUGCUGCUGCUGCCUAA